This is a messenger RNA of Oncorhynchus keta (chum salmon), 1634 nucleotides long. RefSeq names its product guanine nucleotide-binding protein G(I)/G(S)/G(O) subunit gamma-4-like. Lineage: Eukaryota; Metazoa; Chordata; Actinopteri; Salmoniformes; Salmonidae. The transcript has 2 exons. The coding region runs from base 638 to 883 and encodes 81 amino acids. Gene Ontology annotation, biological process: G protein-coupled receptor signaling pathway. Gene Ontology annotation, molecular function: G-protein beta-subunit binding. Gene Ontology annotation, cellular component: heterotrimeric G-protein complex. The record is from RefSeq and is a predicted model, not a curated record.
GUAGAGAUGGUUGGAAUACCCCUCAGGGCUGAUGUAGAGAUGGUUGUAAUGCCCCUCAGGGCUGAUGUAGAGGUGGUUGUAAUGCCCCUCAGGGCUGAUGUAGAGAUGGUUGGAAUGCCCCUCAGGGCUGAUGUAGAGAUGGUUGUAAUGCCCCUCAGGGCUGAUGUAGAGAUGGUUGUCAUGCCCCUCAGGGCUGAUGUAGAGAUGGCUGGAAUGCCCCUCAGGGCUGAUGUAGAGAUGGUUGUCAUGCCCCUCAGGGCUGAUGUAGAGAUGGUUGUCAUGCCCCUCAGGGCUGAUGUAGAGGUGGUUGUCAUGCCCCUCAGGGCUGAUGUAGAGGUGGUUGUAAUGCCCCUCAGGGCUGAUGUAGAGGCGGUUGGAAUGCCUCUCCGGGCUGAUGUAGAGAUGGUUGUAAUGCCCCUCAGUGCUGAUGUAGAGAUGUUCGUCAGACCUCUUCGCUCCAUGUCGUGUUUGUGCUUCUUCAACUGCAGAUGAAAAGAUAUUCAACUCUUAAGACAAUAUAACCUUCUGGUUCUGGCUUCAUCAGUCAUAUUUCUUUCUAGAUUUCUUCUACUCAACCACUAGAUCAUCAUCAUGAAGGACGACGUCGCCAACAGCACUCACCCAGCCUCUUGACUCCAUGUGUGUCUGUACUGUCAUCGUCAUGAAGGACAGUGUGGUCAACAACAACAGCAUCUCCCACGCCAGGAAAGCUGUGGAACAACUCAAGAUGGAGUCUUGUAUGGACAGGAUAAAGGUCACCAAAGCAGCAGCGGAUCUGAUGGUGUAUUGUGACGCCCACAUACGUGACGACCCCCUCAUCGUGCCCGUGCCCGCCUCGGAGAACCCCUUUAGGGAGAAUAAGUUAUUCUGCACCAUCCUCUGAUGCCCAGUAGGGGGCAGACCAGCAUUAGGCCGGGCCCUGGUUCAGGUGUGGAAUAACGCCUGGCGUCUCCUCUUCUGUCUUCACCGUACCUGAAGCUAACAAAACGCUGUGAAAGUAACCAGGAAGUGAAUGCCCUUUCAGCCUUGUAGUUUUUCAACUUUUGUAUUUUUUUUUUAAUGGUCUUCAAGCGCAAAAAACGUACAUACAUUUUCUUCAUUACAAAGAAUCUUCAUAAAAGGCAUCUGGUAGAAGUAAAUUCAAUCUUGAAGCCCAUUCAAAGCCCAGUAUCCGGAAGUAAAGCGGCAGUAGUCCUCUUUAACAGCGAACUAACUUACCCACGUUACUACCGCUGUAACAUCCACCUAGCUACUGUUGAGUUGGGUUGAGGUUGCCAGGUGGACACUGUGUUGUUGGGCAGCUCUGUCCCAGGUGGCUGCAUUGGGGAGGGUUUACAUACCUUUCCAUCUGGCAACCCAGUGACCGCGUCUGCGUGUUAGUCUCCAGUGUCGUUUCAUUGGUUGGUUUGUUACAGCUCCUUUGUUGUUAGAGAGAAGCCUUCAUUAGUACUUUAUGAUAACAUGAUGAGAUUAUAUUUUUAUUAACAUGUCUUUUGUUUUUGUUUACACUAGCUUAUUUUAUUUACAAUCCUCAGGAAACAAACACAAACCGUGGGAAUGUUUUUUUAAAAUCUAUUUCUAAAGCCCAGUAUUUUAUAUAGGAUCGAACCAACAUACCAUAUAGCAUGUUAGUC